UCCCCUUACCCAAAAUAGAGAAGAACCGGCACCAAGGAGGGAAUAAUGGGCCUCUCACCGACGCUCCUGGUUUACGCGCUGGUGUGCGUUCACCUCGGAGUCUCCCAGCAUUUCUUCCGCCUCCGUCCGCUGCCCAGCGAGCACCUCCCCGUCCCCGACCUGAAGGAGGACCCGGACCCGGAGUACGACCCCCGGGAGCAGGACUUGGCCGAGAAGCCGCUGCGGAAGAAGCUGGGCAGCCACUUCGACCCCAACUUCAUGGCCGUCAGCGCGCCGCUGCCGGUCAACCUCACCUCCCCGGACGCCCAGUGGAAGCCGCCGGGCCACAUGCCCAACGAGAUUAAAAAGCUGGACCUCACAGAGACCCCCUACGGGAAGCGGUUAAAAGUGGGCAAGAAAGCGCGGAGGAAAUUCCUGCAGCUUCUGUGGACCUACACGUACUGCCCCGUGGUGUACACCUGGAAGGACCUGGGCGUGAGGUUCUGGCCGCGCUACAUCAAGGAGGGGAACUGCUCCUCCGAGCGCUCCUGCUCCUUCCCGGAGGGCAUGUCCUGCAAGCCCGUCAAGUCCAUCAGCAAGACGUUCCUGCGGUGGUACUGCCAGGGCUUUCUAAGACAGAAAUACUGUACGUGGAUACAGGUGCAAUACCCAAUCAUCUCAGAGUGCAAGUGUUCGUGCUGAGUUUACUCCAAGGAAGCGGACUGGAAAUACAGUUUCAAUUGCACUGUUAACUCUCUACAGAGGUGGGCACCAUAGCAGAUCUAUUUUUUUAUAUGGCAUUUAAGUGAAAUACCAACAAUGUACAUAUUUAAGGGAGAGAAAAAAAAUGCAGCUAUUUUUUCUAACUGAACUUGGACCAUAUUCAAACAUUGUUUUGUUUUGUUUUUUUUUUCCUCCGGGAGCACUUCACGAGGAAGAGCUUUUUUAUAUAAAUAUAUUUUUAUGAGACAUUGAUGAAGGAAUUCAUAAUAUGCUACACUUCUCCAAGAGGUGACCUUUUUUUGUCAACUGAACAAUGAUGCUGUUUGUUAUUUCACUGCAAUGCUGCCUAGAGUUUUUGUAUAAUAUUAAUAUCAAUAUUAAUUAAACUGUAAAAAAGUUGAGGUUAAAGAUAUAUAAAUAUAUAUAUAUAUAUAUAAAUAUAUAUAUAUAAAGGCGUGAACUCAGCUUUUCUUUUCUUUUUUGAAUACUUAGUAUUGUAGGAAUAAGCAAAUCUGUAUGUUUUAUUUAUUAUUUUAACGAUUUGUGAGUAUAGAGCAUAAGGAAAGAGAAUAGCAAAAUAUUACCAGAAAAAAAAUAUGGAAGAUGUCUACUUGAAUAUUUCUAAAAGUGACAAAAAAAAAGAAAUAAAAGAAAAAAGUAAGGCAUAUCAGUGUAUAUGUUAUGGUUACACGUGUUAGCAAUAAAGUCUAUCUUUUCAACGUG
This is a messenger RNA of Poecilia reticulata (guppy), 1425 nucleotides long. It is a transcript of the gene nog2, whose product is annotated as noggin 2. The record is from RefSeq and is a predicted model, not a curated record. Gene Ontology annotation, biological process: negative regulation of cell differentiation; negative regulation of BMP signaling pathway; osteoblast differentiation. NCBI's taxonomy places the organism in Eukaryota, Metazoa, Chordata, Actinopteri, Cyprinodontiformes, Poeciliidae.